UCGCGCGUAUACGUUUCGUCGACUCGACAUCUCGAUGAGUCUGAAACGGAUCUGCGAUGUUCUCAUUCAACGGAAUAUACGAUUCCGAGGCGUCGUCGCCGGGCGUUUCCUCGCCAGCGAGUCAACGGAGCAAAAGGAUGAGAUUUCCGACAUAAUCGCCGCCGCCGAUGAGAAGCCGAUAUACUCGGACGAUCCCCAGAUCCAGGAGGAGCUCGCCAGGAAGCGAAACAAGUCCCGACUUGAUCCGACGCAUAGGAACAUUCUUAUGGGCGUGCGUCCUUAUGAUCAACCGCGGGAGUGGUUUCAUCAUACAGUCAAGUACAAGAAGCGUAUACUAGGUAGAUAUGGAUUAAAGGCCAAUGACGAGCCAGUGGGUUUCGCAUGGCCUACGCCAGAGGAGGUCAAGGACACUCAGGAGCGCGAGAGAAUCAAGUUCCCGCUGUCUCUUCAGGAAAGGUGGAAAAUGCUGGAAGAGGAAAAACGCAUAAAGGCCGAAAAGAUUCAAGAGAGAGAGGCUAAAGUGGCCGAGAAUCUGGCAAAGAUGGAUCAAUGGACGGCCGAGUUGAACGCGAGGGUCGCCAAAAAGGAGGCUGAGCUGGAGGCUGCUAGGUUGCAUAAGGAACGCCUGGUAGAGGAAGUCAGAAAACAUUUUGGCUUCAAUAUCUCACGUCAUGAUGAGAGAUUCAAGACGAUGCUGGCAGAGAAGGAGAAGGAAGAGAAGAAAAAGAAAAAGGAAGCCAGGAAGAAGGCGAAGAUGGACAAACUAACAGGCAUGAUCCAAAAAGUAGUCAAGGACGAGAAGCAGGAGCAAGCGACCGAUUCGACGAAACCUGUAGAAUAGUGGCGCUCCUAAUCGCGAAGUAUAAUAUAUAAAACGUUCUGAUUGUACAACUAAUAAAUUUAUAAUUCAUCA
Solenopsis invicta (red fire ant) is the source of this 913-nucleotide messenger RNA. It is a transcript of the gene CRIF, whose product is annotated as growth arrest and DNA damage-inducible proteins-interacting protein 1. The transcript has 2 exons. NCBI's taxonomy places the organism in Eukaryota, Metazoa, Arthropoda, Insecta, Hymenoptera, Formicidae. The record is from RefSeq and is a predicted model, not a curated record. Gene Ontology annotation, cellular component: nucleus. Bases 35 to 841 code for a protein of 268 amino acids.